Molecule: messenger RNA, 3901 nt
Organism: Caenorhabditis auriculariae
Lineage: Eukaryota; Metazoa; Nematoda; Chromadorea; Rhabditida; Rhabditidae
Source: the annotation of a GenBank genome assembly
AUGGAUGAUAAAGAAGGUCUAUUUACUUAUUAUCUUAUUUUAAUAUGUUUAUUUGCAGUCGGAAGUGUGUUCUUCGCUGGUUACGGUACGUCCUGAGCUAUCAGUGUUUUACUUGACUUCCGAUAUUUCUCGGGGAGUUUAGAGGAACAUGUUAAACUGAAUGAACGCUUUUCAAAAGAUUUUUUUGAACAUGUCUAGUUCGCUUCUUUUCAUUCGAGACGUCCACAAGAUUUUUACUCAUGUAAAUGUCCUUUUUCCCGAAUCAGGAUGCUGCAUCGGAACUCAAGACUAUGUAUGGAUGCUGGUGGUGCUGUUCAUCGUCGGCGUCACGUUUUGCGUACUUUGCCUGUUUGUGACCGCUCUCGUGCAAUGGGUAAGGGAUAAAAAACGCAUUCAAACAAUGAGAAAAGCUGAUUAAGAAAGAAAAAACUGUGGAGAACUGUGGGAAUAAUUUUCUUUUUCAAAAUACGCAUUUUUCAGUUUUUUCUUUCAAGUGAUUUUGCAUAAAUGAUAAGUUAUUCUUUCUCACCCCUUUAAUUGCUGAAAUGAUGAAAAAGUUCUACAGGUUUAUAAGCGACGCAUGAGAAAAAGAGGAGCUGAGCUGAAGACCAAAUUCGCCGACGAGGAGAAGCUCAAACGUGAGCUCGAGAUCCGGCUAAAGUUCCUCGCGCAAAAAAGUAAAAUUCAAGGUAUUUCCUGGAUUUUUUUCCUCUCAAAGUCAAUAACUUUUCUUUCAGCCCAACAAAACCGGCCCAUCAGAACCGACGCGCCAGUCAAUCCAGUCCCUCCUCAGGUCUACCAUCAAAUUUAUCUUGAAAUAAGCUGAUCUAUUUUGCUUCUAGGUCACAGCAGCAAAGAUGGAUAAUAUGAACCUUGGGUGAGUAGAAAAUAAAAAGAUUUCUCGGAAAAAUAACGAUUUUUCAGAGCUCUUCCGCCCAUCGUUCCUGUAAAAGUCCACGCUUCUGUAAUUUUCUAACCCAAAGAAAAGUAUUUGAGUCCAAAUUUCCAGGCUACUGAUUUCGAUGAGACUCCCUACGCUGCAAGUACUGCUGGCAGUCGUGACCCUAUCAAAUGUAUUGAAUUAUUUCCAAUUGAACUUUUAAAUAAUGAAAGUUUUAGUGGCCAAAGGCCGAAACUUUUCACCGAUUAUGAGCGAUUCUUUGGCCAAGAAAGGCGCAAAAAAAAGUUCUUCGUCGCUUUUGGAUGACCCGCCGACGCCUGGCGCGACUGUUCAUUUGCCGGUAAAAAAAAGAUAAUUUUACAACUGAAAAAACUUCUUUGCGCUUUUUUUUUCGUUUUUUUAAUUCUGAAAUUGAUAGUUACUCUUAAUUUUUGCGAGAAAUCAUCAAAUACUUUUCUGAAGCGAAUUCUGCUAUCCAUUGUUUUUUUUUUGAGUACUUUCAUUUUUCUUCACCUACCGAAGUUGAGUUAUGAUACAUAAUUCACUUAAAAUUAGCGUGAAACACAAAAAACUGCGUCAAUUUCUGUUUCUCUCACAUUCACGCGCUGUAUUUCUUUUUGAAAAUUAGUUUGCUAGUUGCAAUCCGAUUAUAGCUCUUUUUCGAAAUUUGAAGCUCAUCUCGCCUUUCAAAUCGCAAAAAGUUGACUAUUUUUUUUUCGCAUUCAGCCGGAUGACACUUGGCUGAAGCUCGUCGAAAGUCUGAAUAAGCAAAAGUUGACGGCUGCUCAGGCGACGACUUCUGCAGCGCCGCAAGCCCAGCAGUCGUCACAGCCCGGAUCCCGGAAUGGCUCGAUUCAAAACUCGGCCGAGUCGCACGAAAAGGCCACGGCCAUGAUGAAGACGGCAACGACGCCGGGGAAGAAAACCAGCAGUCCGACGAACACUGGUCGUCCGACCAACCGCAGUAAAACGCGCAGCAGCUCUCUCUCGCCCAUCAGAACUACCAACAAGCCGGCGGCGACGCAGCGUGCAAAAGGUUCUUGUCCGCGAUAUUUUUCCGAUUAGAUUGGCUGCUGCAAGAAGCGAUUUAGCAGAGAAAACUGCCAAAGAAAAAAGAGCUUUUUCUUCCCGUGAGACAGUUAGGGAAUUUGAGAAUUCAUCUUGUCUAAAAAUAAAAUUACGCUUUUGUUUUCCUCUCAAAAAGGAGCAGAUAUGUUGCUAUGACACUGUAAUAAUUGAUAGACAAAAAGAAAGAAAAAAAACUUCACACAACUUUUUUUGUUCCAUACCCUUACAUUUUUUGACUGUUGUACACAUCAUUUGAAAAACAAACAGCUUUUUGAACUGGUUUUCCUUCGGCAAUUUUUUUUCCUUUUUUUGCACCCUCUGUAAAGAAUAUUUUUCCUAGCCUGAUGGUCCAAUUUUAAUAUUUAGAUACGAAGCCGAUUCUUCCCCCGAUGCACGGUUCGAACGAGGUUAGACAUUUUGAUCAUUUUCUUACAACUUUACAAGUUUGUUCAGCCUUCAGAAAAGAUUCUUUGCUGAAUCGUAGAAUCAAUGAAGAGUUGAUCGUCGGUUUGCGGGAUCGCGUUGACAAAGAAUGGAUCGUAGAUCAUCUUGUCUUUUUUCGGAUAGUAACGUUAGGAAGUUGAGCGUUCCGACGAUCAUUGCUUCUCCAUGUAGGAACAGUACGGUGCCCCAGCUUGUCCAGGGCUGGCGGGCGUUGGAUCAUAUCAGGCGGGAGCGGAAAUGAAUACCGACCACUCGGGAAGUAGAAAAAAGAUAAUAAUAAAUUGAAGAAGAGAAUAUUUUUUGUUGUUGUAUUAUUCUCUCCUAAAAGUGCAAGAAGGACUGGGGGCUUGGGGCUUUUGGCUUUGGGCGAAAAAGGGCUUUUCUUCAAAAAUUUCAGGAUUUACUAGGCGUAACAAUGAAUUUUUUUGUUUCAGAGUCGAAAAGAUUCGCACGUCCGUCCUGAUGUCAAGUAAAUAUUAAAUUUAAGAAUUGAGUCAAUCGACCCUUUUUCUUUGCAGAAACAAGAAAAAAUCUGAGAAGCCACUGCUUUCGCCAGUUCCGGAGCUGACGCUGAGCCCGACGACGUCUUCGCUCCAAUCGGCACCUACCGUUACGUCACAGAGAUCGCUGUUAUCGGAGGAUACGAACGGCACGACGCCGGCGUCUCCGUCGCCGAAGCCUCUCAGCAGCCCCGAAAGGCGCAAACUUGAACGUAAAUCGUUGAUUAUUCGGAUUCAGCGAAGGAGCGAACUGUUGUAGAGGCAAUGAAGUCGUCGUCGGAGCGACGGGAGCCGGCCGGAAAGUCGACCUACAACUUUUCGGAUUCGACUCGCGCCUUUUCGGAAUUUUACCGUAGCCCUAAAGUUCCAGACUUUAAAUCAGUCACCCGGUGAGAGUGGCUGAAGACUUAUUUCUUUUUCAAAUAUAAUUUUGAUAAAGUAGUUUUUUUACUACAAUAAACGAACAUGCCCUCUAGUCUAUAAAGUCUAGAGGCAUCUCGAACCUAAGCUUUCACUGACCAGUUGCAAAUAUCUCUCUCAAGCUCCCUAUCUUCAGCCUCGGAUCGGUAGAAACUGAUUCGCCGGCCGAACGUCGUCGUCGUUAUCUCACCUCGCUGACGUCAUCUGCUUCGUCUUCAGUGGCCGGAACUCGUCAACGUGCACAAGUAACUAUCGAUUCGACCGGAACGCCAACUUCCAUGACGACGUCAUCGACUCAGCAGAACGGCUGGUCGUCGUCAGCAACGUUCGCCACGACGUCCUCUUCGGGUCGAUCCUCAUUUCCUCAUGUUAGUUUGCCUGAGCUGAACAUGCCAAUUGAAGGAUUAGCGGUGCUAAAAAAUAAUGGCGGUGUGGGAAAGAAAGACCUAUUUUAUCUCAACUCAGCCAUUUUUUUUUCUCAAAGUGCUACUCGAAUGGCCGUUUCAAUUUUACUCAGGCUGAAUUCCUAAUAUUACCAAUUUAGGGCGCUUUCCGCUUCGCGAACUGA